AUGUCUAAUAUUGUAAUACCCAAGAAACGUUAUUCGACUUGGCGUAAAGAUUCAUUAAGGGAUUUUCAAACAUCAACAUUCACAAAGGAAAGACGUAAACAUAAAUCUGUCCCAAGUUCUUUAAAAACAGUAAUGGCUUUAUCUGGAUUAUUUGUUUGUGGUUUAAUGUUAUUAUUAAGUGGUAUAAUUGUUAUAUUUUCUCAAAAAGAUUUUGUUUUUCGUGCAGCCGGUGCCGGUCUUUCAUUAUUUGGAUUAAUUUCACUUUUAAUUUGUGCUUUAUUACAAAGAAAAAAUGUUGGAAAAUGGUUUUCAGAUAUGAGCAGGGAUUUAUUUGCUUUAAGAGAAGCAACAACAAUAAUUGAAAAUAAUAAUAAUAGAGAAAAUAAAAGAGAAAGUUUUAGUGUUAUUGAUGAAAUACCGGAUACUUUUAUUAGACAAUAA
Meloidogyne enterolobii is the source of this 441-nucleotide messenger RNA. The record is from the annotation of a GenBank genome assembly. NCBI's taxonomy places the organism in Eukaryota, Metazoa, Nematoda, Chromadorea, Rhabditida, Meloidogynidae.